AAGAAGGCUUUCUCCCUAGCAUGCUGCAUCUACAGAGUCCCGGAACGAUUGCGAAAGUUAAAUGAAAAUGCAUAUACACCUCGAGUAGUCUCAAUAGGCCCUCUUCACCAUGGUAAGGAAAACCUAAAAGCUAUGGAAGACCACAAAAUAAUGUACCUGCAGCAGUUUCUUGAACAGAACAAGGUAAGUGUGGAGGAUUUAAUUAACAUUAUCAAGGAAAAUGAAACAAAAUUACGUGAUUGUUAUGCAGAGACCAUUGAUCUUAGUAAGAAAGACUUCGCAACAAUGAUUUUACUGGAUGCUGUCUUCAUUAUUAUGGUCUUACUAAACAUGAAGUACUUUAGAGGGUUUUAUGGCAAUAGACGUGGUGACCACAUUUUCUAUCGUCCAUUUAAGAUAAUGGACGUAAUGUUUGAUAUGAGCUUGCUUGAAAAUCAGCUUCCAUUCUUCAUCCUUGAGAAGUUGUUUCAGCUAUCCAGUGUAGCUUCCAAUCCUGAGAAUUGCCCCCUUACUGAACUUACAUGUGGGUUAUCAAAAGGUCAAUGGGUUAACUGGGUAAAAGAGGACAGUUGGAAAAUAAUAGAUUCAUCUGGAGUCCUGCAUUUCGUUGACUUCCUAAGAAAGUGUCAGGAACCAACAGAGAAGCACUGUCCAGCGAAAGAAGAAGCUUAUUUAAGCGCACCCACUGCGACGGAGCUCCAUCAAUCUGGAGUGAAGUUUAAUCGUCCCGAAAAAAGCUCAUUAUUAGACAUAAGAUUCAGUAAUGGGAUUCUAGAAAUUCCACAACUAAAAAUAUAUGAUGUGAUAGAAAUCUUAUUCAGAAAUCUCCAGGCCUUUGAGCAAUGUCAUCAUGUGUACGGGGACACUUUCGUAAAUGACUAUAUUACUUUCAUCAGCUGCCUCGUCAGUGCUACGAAAGAUGUGGAAGUACUUGCUCAGAAUGAGAAUUUGAAAAAUAUGCUAAGCAGUAACGAAGCAGUGUCGAAUCUUUUUCACAAUCUUAUCAUAGAAAAUGUUAUCUCUUCAGAAAGUUUUCUUCCGGGUCUCUGCGAAGAGCUGAAUUUACAUUGCAGAAGGCGUAGGUACAAGUGGAAGGCAAACUUGAAGCAGGUUUACUUCAACAAUCCAUGGACCGGCAUCUCCGUUUUUGCUGCUACUUUUCUCCUUUUACUCGCUGUAACACAAACGGUGUGCUCUAUCAUUCAAUUGUGAUAAAUAUUUAACCCCCUUGUAUUUUCUUUUCCUUUUGUGAUUUCAAUGUUCUUAAAAUCCUGAGCAAUAUUUGCUCUUUUCGUUUCUUGUUUUCCUGAUGAUCU
Populus euphratica (Euphrates poplar) is the source of this 1316-nucleotide messenger RNA. RefSeq names its product UPF0481 protein At3g47200-like. Bases 133 to 1212 code for a protein of 359 amino acids. The record is from RefSeq and is a predicted model, not a curated record. Lineage: Eukaryota; Viridiplantae; Streptophyta; Magnoliopsida; Malpighiales; Salicaceae. The transcript is spliced from 2 exons.